Limanda limanda (common dab) is the source of this 2177-nucleotide messenger RNA. Its product is annotated as suppressor of cytokine signaling 1-like. Gene Ontology annotation, biological process: phosphatidylinositol phosphate biosynthetic process. The coding region runs from base 285 to 1046 and encodes 253 amino acids. Gene Ontology annotation, molecular function: 1-phosphatidylinositol-3-kinase regulator activity. The record is from RefSeq and is a predicted model, not a curated record. Gene Ontology annotation, cellular component: phosphatidylinositol 3-kinase complex. NCBI's taxonomy places the organism in Eukaryota, Metazoa, Chordata, Actinopteri, Pleuronectiformes, Pleuronectidae. The transcript is spliced from 4 exons.
AGAAAGUAAAAAAAUGUUUCUAGUCCAAAUGAACCGUGAGUCUGUGCAGGAGAGAAGCCGAAGCUCCUGAAUGACCCUGAACCAGGCUCCGACCCCCAGGUAUCACAGAUGAAGCUUCUUCAGCCUCUGCUUCACUCCGGCACUUUGUGCUAACGUGGCUGAAUCCUGAUUCACAAUCUCAAGCUGUCGUUUAAACAACAUGGAGUCGUACAGCGGACUGAGCGGCAAAUGAGCAGCCAGGAGGGUGUCAGUGAUGGAGGCCCUGCUGCCAAAAAGUGGAGGAUAUGGUGCAACCGAUGGUCAAGAGAAGGAUUCUCCUGUAUAGGAUGGUCAGAGACAAACCAGAUAAACCAGUUGAACAGAGCCAAAAUGAGAAGUGUGCAGCGGAGACACAGAGUCAACUCCCCGAGGAACCUGUCAGCCCCGAACAGAACCCAGAGCUCGUGGGACCAGGCCGCCAAGAGCUGAAGGAGAGGCAGCUUGAGUCACUGCACUGGGACAACGAAGAGGAAGACCAUGAACCCUGGAUCCAGCUGGUCACCGGAGCCGACGCCGACUGCUUGCCCACACACCUGCGUCCGUUCUGCAGCCAUGCAGAGUACGUACUGGUGAAGGGCACGUACCAGCAGCUCAGACACAGUGGUUACUACUGGGGGCCGAUGACCAUGGAGGAGGCGCACACAAUACUGACCCACUCGUUACUGGGCACCUUCCUCAUCAGGGACAGCGGCCAGCCGGAUGUUUUCUUCACCCUGAGUUACCAGAGCGAGGACGGCCCGACGAGCGUCCGCGUGCAGGUGAACGACCUCCUCUUCAGUCUGCAAGGCAGCCAGAAGAAGUACCCGUCCCUGUUCGCUCUGCUCACCUACUACACCAGCUCCUCCUGCAAGCUGACGGUGCCCUACCGGCGCCAGCGUCCGGAGAGCCUGAGGCAGACGUGCCGGAGGGCGUUUGUUCGUACGUACGGAGCGGAGAACAUAGGCAGCUUACCCGGACUCAGCCGUCAAGCCAGAAACUAUCUGCACGCGUACCCGCACUGUACAUAGACGCACGUGUGUGCACCCAGGGCCUGUUGCUGCAUCGAGGUUGUUGUUUGUGUUUUGUACGUUAUAAAAAUAAACAUUGUGUGUUUGUGUUUUGGCACGGCAAGAAAAGUCGAGGUUUGAACGACAGUUUGGCCGAUUGUAUUUUUCUCUGUGUGCACACAUGCGAGUUUGGUUCCUUGGUGAUUCUCAAAGGUAGGUGAAAGGGAUCUAGUGGCAGAAAUUGAAUAUAAAAUAAUCCCGUUGAUGUUUUCACGAGUGCGUUUUAUCCAAAUUGUACGAAUUGUUAUCUUUACUCUAGAAUGGGCUUUUUGUAUUUAAAUGCUUAUAUUUACAUCGAGAGCGGGUCCUCUUAACGGUGGCCGCCACGCUUUUAUUUACAGUUGCCCCGGACUGAGUUUUUAUGGAGAACUGAAGGCUACCUGGAGGGGGGGGGGGGUGAGGUGAUGGGUAUUCAAUUGCAACAUACAACUUCACCACUAGAUGUCCUUAAAUACUACACACUGAACCUUUAACUGACUUGUAUCUAUAACAAUGCCGUAGACGUUUUAAGGGUGAAUUGGCCUCAGCCCCCAAGAGCCUCAAAGAUGUAGAUGAUGUAUAUAUUUGUGUUAUUUAACCUUUCUUUGUUAUUAUAAAUAUCAUCAAGGCAGUUUGUUGCAUCUGCAGCUUGUUCAAGGGUUCUUUGCACACAUUAUCAAAAUGGCACAAGAGUUUAAAGAUCAUUCUGUCAGAAAUAACUUUUUCAUCGUGUACGUAUAUGGGGAAGAAUUGUAGCGAAUGCCUCCGUGACACAUUCAGAGUGAUAUAAAUAAUCCAAAUACACAUCAAAUAGUGUUUUUCUUUCUGAGAUGGUUUGUAUAAUUUAACAUAGUGUUCAUGUGUGCGAUCAUUCUAGUUUUAGGGAGUUAUUUGAUGUUAUAAUAAUAGGAUGACUCCCGAUUGGUCGAGCUUGUGUGUCUUGAUUCCGCGACUCAACCACGAUCACGAUCUGGCUGCAAAGGACUUAAAAAGAAAAAGAUGGCAAAACCCAUGUGUGAGAUUUUUGCUUCACUUUUGUACAAACUGAAAGAAAUAACCACUUUGCCUGAAUACCUGUUAUUGUGAUGAGUAAAACUUGACUUGAAUUCCAAA